GCCGCCCGCCGUAUAAAGCCAGGCUGCCGUCAUGCCAGGCGUCUGAGCGAGGCAGCGGGAGCCAGCCGGGACGGGGGGGUUUGCUUUCUUGCUUUCCCGACGGAGCAGCUCAUGGCUUCGGUGUUCAUGUGCGGGGUGGAGGAUCUGCUGUUCAGCGGGAGCCGCUUCGUGUGGACGGUGACGGUGGCAGCGCUCAGGCGAUGGUACGCUGCCCGGCUGCGGGCGUGCCGGCAAGCCCUGCGAGCCUGGUGUGGCCUCCGGGAUGUCUACCAGAUGACAGAGGGCCGGCACUGCCAGGUGCAUCUCCUCGAUGACAGGAACUUGGAGCUGCUGGUUCAGCCCAAACUUUUAUCUAGGGAGUUACUGGAUCUGGUGGCCUCACACUUCAACCUGAAAGAAAAGGAGUAUUUUGGGAUAACCUUUAUCGAUGAUACAGGUCAGAGUGUGUGGCUGCAGCUGGAUCAUCGUGUCCUGGACCAUGACUUGCCCAAGAAACCAGGACCGGCAACUUUGUAUUUUGCUGUUAGGUUCUACAUUGAAAGCAUUUCCUUUCUCAAGGACAAAACUACAGUAGAGCUGUUCUUUCUGAAUGCCAAGUCAUGUGUACACCAGGGGCAGAUCGAGGUGGAGAGCGAGACCGUCUUCAAGUUGGCCGCGCUGGUGCUGCAGGAAGCUAAAGGGGACUAUUCCAGUGAUGAAAACACUAGAAAAGACUUGAAGACGCUGCCAGUCUUUCCCACCAAGACGCUGCAGGAGCAUCCAUCGCUCGCUUACUGUGAGGACAGAGUAAUUGAGCAUUAUACACAGAUUAAAGGUCUGACCAGAGGACAAGCCAUCGUUCAGUACAUGAAAGUGGUGGAAGCUUUGCCAACAUAUGGAGUUCAUUACUAUGGAGUAAAGGAUAAACAAGGAAUCCCGUGGUGGCUUGGAAUAAGUUACAAAGGAAUCGGCCAGUACGACUUACAAGACAAAGUUAAGCCCAGAAAACUAUUUCAAUGGAAACAGCUGGAAAAUCUCUAUUUCCGUGAGAAGAAAUUUGCUGUGGAAGUACACGAUCCCCGCAGAAUUUCAGUGUCGAGAAGGACCUUUGGCCAGAGUGGACUGGUAGUGCAGACCUGGUAUGCAAACACUUCCCUGAUCAAGUCCAUCUGGGUGAUGGCAAUCAGUCAACACCAGUUUUACUUGGACAGAAAGCAAAGCAAAGCAAAAAUUCCUUCAGCCAGAAGUUUGGAUGAUAUCGCCAUGGAUCUGACAGAGAUGGGAACACCAAAAGUUUCAAAGCUGGUGACUCUGGAGGCCAAGAACCAGCUUAUCAUGGCCAGCAAUGGCAGUUUGAUCUCAUCAGGCUCUCAAGAUUCAGAGGUCAGUGAAGAACAAAAGAAGGAGAAAAUUAUGGAACUAAAAAAGAAAGAGAAACUCCUUCAGGAAAAACUGCUUCAGAAAGUUGAGGAGCUGAAGAAAAUCUGCCUGCGAGAGGCGGAGCUGACGGGGAAGAUGCCCAAGGAGUAUCCUCUGAGUGCUGGAGAGGAACCUCCCCAGGUGAGGAGGCGUGUUGGCACAGCGUUCAAGCUGGAUGACAACCUGCUCCCAAGUGAAGAGGAUCCUACUUUGCAGGACUUGGAGAGCAAUUUUAUCAUACACCAAAAGCUGGUGGAAGCUGCAAAGAAACUUGCCAGCGAGCCAGACCUCUGCAAAAAUGUGAAGAAGAAAAGAAAACAAGAGUAUGCUGAUGCUGUAAAAAAGCUGCAAGAGAUAGAAAAUUCCAUAAAUGAAUAUAGAAUCAAGUGUGGCAAAAAACCAACCCAGAAAUCAACUCUUGCUCUACCAGAUGAUAUAAUUCCAUCUGAGAGCAGCUCCCUGUCUGACACAACCACCUAUGACGAUGUCAGUGAAUCGCUUCCUGUGGCAGCACAGAGACCCAGCUCUGCACAGCUUUCUCCAAGGCUUCCUCCACCCAAGUCCCUCGGGGUGGAGAGAAUUCAUCUCAGAAAGUCGUCCAUAAACGAGCAGCUCUUGGAAACCAGACACUCCAGGGACGUGCUCUCGACCCACAGCAGCCCUUACCGGACACUGGAGCGGCCGCCCCAGCCCCACGGCGGGAGGAGCAUGCCCACAACCCCUGUGCUCACACGAAAUGCCUACAGCAGCAGUCACUUACAGCCAGAUGUUUCCCCACACCACUGCCGGCAGCGCAGCGGGAGUCUGGAAUCCCAAACCCACCUGCUCUCCGAGACUCCUGCUGAAAAGUCAGCCUUCACCCUCUCCAAGUCGCAGCGAAGCAGCAGCACGGAGAUCCUCGACGACGGAUCAUCCUACACGAGCCAGUCCAGUGCAGAGUAUUACUGCGUGACACCCACUCCCAAUCCAUAUUACACUACUCAGACACUCGACAACAGGACCAGGGGUCGAAGACGGUCGAAGAAACACAACAUUUCCGCUGCAAAUUCAGGCAGUAUGCCAAACCUCACCCAUAAGGAUGUCCGCAACGGUGUCUACCACAAAAAUCAGGAGCAGCCUUCCUCUAACUACUAUAUCUCUGGAUAUUCCCCGUACGCCGAGCCCGACGUUUAUUACAAUGGAGGGUAUGUCUAUGAGAGUGACACGGAGGGGCAGUACAGCGUCAAUCCCUCCUACCGCUCAUCGGCCCACUACGGAUACGACCGGUACAGGGAGUUCAGGUCUUACCACGAGGACGAGGUGGACAGAGUGCCACACAACCCCUACGCAACCCUGCGGCUUCCCAGGAAGCAGGUUGCUAAAACGGAGCACAUAACCAAAAACAUUCACAAGGCCUUAGUAGCAGAGCACCUCCGUGGUUGGUACCAACGUGCCUCCAGCCAGAAGGAGCAGGGUCACGGCCUGCAGGCAGGCUUUGAGUCUGACAGAGGAUCUCAGAGGAGUUUGGGCUUUGCUGGUCUGCAGACGCCGUGCUCUCCGAGCAGUCGGGUGUCGUCUUUCUCUUCAGCAUCUUCUGCAAACACUGCUGGGAACUGGAGAAACCCAGUUGCACUGGGACUUUCAGACUAUGAUACGUUGUCUCAUUCCUCUUAUGCCAGCUGUUAUGGGAAUGUUUAUGGCAACCUUCCUUUGCAGAGCAGGACGUACCCAGAGCCGAGCCAGCUGGGUGCUGACGACGAGGAUCGCUUGGGAGAAGACUUGCCCAGCAGCGAGCAGAGGUUGUUCUGGCACGAGGACUCCAAGCCCGGGACGCUCGUGUAGCCCCCCCAUGGCCCCACAUUCCUACCCCCCGCGUGCCUUGCACAAAACGCUGUGACUCCAAGGAGGGUCUUGGGUGGAACUCCCGAACUGAACAAAAAGAGGAAGCAGGCUGGUUUUUUUUUUGGUUUUUUUGGGUUUUUUUCGCUGGGAAAGAUCAAAAUCAGCAUUAGGAGGGACUGUAGCAAACUGACAAAAGUCUUACGGCGAAUGGCAUUUCGUUGUGAAUCCGGAUGGCCCACGAGAGCCAGGGCAAGCCACAGUUCAUCCAAGACUAGAUGCAGCACUUGGUUGAAGUAUUUAUAUUUAGCAAGCACUUUUUUGGGAAGGUUGGAAGAUGUUGAAGGCAAACCUCAGAGGGAAAAAAAAAGAAAAAAAAUGUGAAAAGAAGACUCUUAUGGGAAAACCGGGAAUUCUAGGAGCACAAUUCUGAUGUCUGAAAGAAGAAGAAAAUGAAAAUUUAUUCUGCCAUGGCUUAUGAUGACCUGGAAGGACUUUCAUAGGCUUAUGAAGGAUAGAUACUGUGUGUGUGAGUGAGGCAAAGGGUGACUGAAUCAGUAUUGGAACACUACUUGAAGGAAGGCUGGGGUUUUUUUUUGUUAUGGAGGUUUGAAUGAGUUUAUCCAGUUUUUGAGGUGUUGUUAGGAGUGUUUGUUAGCACCACAAGCAAGUUCUGGAGAGAAAACUUGCUGACAAAAUAUGUCAUGUAAAACUGUAGGCGGUUGUGGAUUUGGGAAACAGAAGCAGUAAACUUGAACUCUCUUUUCCAUGAUAAAGCAUCAUUAGUAACAACCCUUUUAAUGACCCUUCCGUGGUACAACUGUGUGGAGGAGUAGGCAAAUUUUCACAGUGGCUGCAUGGUGACCCCUGUUCAUCGGGUGACAAUUCCAUGUUACUCUGUCUCAGUGGAUUGAGGAUCCACGGGUGGGGAGCUCCAGUGAUCGCACAGGGAACAGUUUGGUAGUAGUGGCCAGUAUUUUAAGGUGGAUGCAAUCACAAACAGCCAAGUGGGUGCCUUAAACUGAGGGGCAUUAGGAUUGUACCGCGAGCCAUCUGAACAGCCAGGUGCGUUGCAAAGUCACUAAGUGACAGAACAGCAUUUUCACAAAACCAUUUGUGUAGGGGGGGGGAAAACGUGACUGCAGUCUUGAUUGAAGAGGGAUAAACCUACCUCACGUCAUCCAUCUGUAGGAACAAAUUGGCAUUUGGGUUAUCCUGCGAGAUUCCCAGGGCCUCGUCUGCAUACGGUAAAAUCUCUCUCGUUACUCAGCCGUACUGUGCUUCGGGAUUCCAGAAAUGGUGCUCUUUUGUUCUUUUAUACAAAGGAUUAGUUACUCCUUGUUCAUAUUGUGAAUAGAAAAAGUUUCUGAUAAACUUUUUUGACGUUUUUUUACCAAUAUUCCAGAGCAUGUAAUAUAUACAGAAGGACACUCUUGUUAAGCUGGUACUUAGUCGUUUGUAUUAUUAGAGUCGCGAUUUGGAAUUAAACGAACAAAAACAGAAUAAAAAAAUAACUUAUUUCCUUGGUUUUGCAUAUUUGUAUAGCCUUCUAGAAAUGCGAAAGCUCUUUUUGCUUAUUCUUUUACUACUUCUGAAUUUUUUAGACCUAUUAUUUUGUAUAGGU
This is a messenger RNA of Myiozetetes cayanensis, 4840 nucleotides long. RefSeq names its product FERM domain containing 4B (gene FRMD4B). The transcript has 23 exons. NCBI's taxonomy places the organism in Eukaryota, Metazoa, Chordata, Aves, Passeriformes, Tyrannidae. Gene Ontology annotation, cellular component: cytoskeleton; bicellular tight junction; adherens junction. Bases 112 to 3219 code for a protein of 1035 amino acids. Gene Ontology annotation, biological process: establishment of epithelial cell polarity. The record is from RefSeq and is a predicted model, not a curated record.